UCAUUGACUGAAGAUAAAAGCCACCCUGUUGGCCUCAGAAAGAGAAGGAGGGAGGGAGAGACAGGGCCGGAGAAGCAGCAGUGGUUCCCUCCUUCUUUUUCAUUCACUUCCUCUCUCCCUCCGUCCAGAGGAGGCUCACUGCACUGCCGACACUCGCAUAUAACUGAUGCUGGAUGCAAACUUCCCCAGUCUGUUUCAGAGGGAGCAAAACAGAUCACAUGCAGACUCAGAGCGUUGUUUACCAAGAGCCCACGGGACGACGAACGUUCAGAGGAAGUUGGCCAUCCAAAUGGCUCCCAGAUUAUUUUCUCUGGGCACCGGGGAGUUUCUUCAGGCCAGCAGAUACUAACUUCUCCAGAGCUCAGCCAUGAGGUGGUCAUCUCCCCUGGCCUCCCAACUCCUCCUCUGAGCCCUUUUCACUCUGCAAGGCAGCUAUCUGGAGAGGUCAAGGAGUCGGAGCUGAAUGGAGGAGGCCCAUCAGCUGUCAGCUUUGGAUCAUAUUAUGGACCCUCACAGUCACAAGGCAAGAUCAAACGUGGACUUUCCAAUGGUGUCCAUGGCUGCUCCACUCUGCCACGCAGCUGGACUCCAAACAAGGACGGCAGGCUCAUCAAGUUCUCGGGAAUUGGUCCGGUGGAUGAGACCGGGAUGCCCAUAGCCUCCAGAUCUAGUGUGAACAAGCCCAGAGACUGGUACAAGAGCAUGUUCAGACAGAUUCACAAGAGGCCAGAGGAGCCUGAGCUGGAGGAUUCAGAGCAGUGGUCAACAGAACGGUUCCAAAUCUCUGCCAGAACAGAGGAACAAAAUGAAGCAGACAACGAUCUCUUCAAACUAACUCCUUAUGGAGCUUUACCUGACUGGAGCGAAGAUGUCGAUAAGGUUUCCGACCCAGGAAAGCAGCAGCCUCAGCCAAGGAGCAUUUUCGAGUUUGAGCCUGGAAAGAGCACCGCUUUAGAGAGCCCCGGACAGGUUCAUCUAUACCCGAAGCACCAGUCUGAGAAACCAAAGUCUCCUUCUAUUGAGGCUAGUUUGGUAUCUGAGCUUAGUCAGUUUGAGGCUGAGCUGGACUCGGAGAUUCAGGGCCUGGAGAGGACCCUUUCCCAGAAGAAGCUCCGCAGACGCUGGGGUGAGGAGGCCAGAGGCAGGGAUCCAGUAGCUGCUCCAAAGACCGGCACCACCAACCACAGCAGUUUCUCAGCGUCGAAACAGCCUGUCCAGCAUUCAAGUGGCACAACAUCCGCAUGUGUUCCAGCAUAUGUAGAUCGCCUUUGCCCUGCAAAUGAAACAAUGGAGCUCCCAUCAAAAAAAGAAGAGAAAAAGAUGAAAGCAGCAAGAGCAAAGUUUAAUUUCCAGGCUCAGUCACCCAAGGAGCUCGCACUGCAGAAAGGGGACAUUGUUUACAUCCACAGGCAAGUAGAUCCCAACUGGUUUGAAGGAGAGCAUCAUGGAAGAGCUGGUAUUUUCCCCACUUCAUAUGUGGAGAUACUCGCUCCUACAGAGAAACCGACACCCAUUAGGUCUCCCACGCUUCAGGUUUUGGACUAUGGGGAGGCUAUAGCUCUGUAUAAUUUCAACGGCGACCUGCCCGUGGAGCUUUCUUUUCGUAAGGGUGAGGUGAUCAGCAUUACGAGGUGUGUUGACGAUAAGUGGCUGGAGGGCAGGAUAUCCGGAACGAGCCGGAGCGGCAUCUUCCCGGCCAGUUACGUCCAGGUCAACAAGAUGCCCCGAACCAAAUACGCCACAGAUGACUAUUCGGCUGGCCCCCUCUCCCCUGGGCCGCUGAGUCCAGGACGUCCACUCCAUUCCCCUAGCCCGCGGUCACCAUUGUCCCCGUUCACCUCCACCUCUCUGAGUCCCAAACCUGCGCACUCCCCCGUGAAACCGUCCUCACCUAUUCCCUAUAGCAGCCCGGCCUCACAGCCACGCUCCCCCUCCCAGACACCUGCACUCAGCCGUAUGCCAGACAGCAUCUCCAAAUCUGCUUCACCCAGCCAGAACAGCCACCGGGCAACUGCAUCCUCCACCAACCAGGGAUCCAACUAUAGAGCUGUUUCGCCUUCCACUCAGGCACCAGCAUCUAUUCUCAGAGCAGGACCCCCCCCAGCCAGCACUCCCAGACACACUGACCCCUCACAGGUCUGCUCUCCCCGCCUCCACCACCACGCAGAAAGUCACAGCAUGUCCACACCUGUGUUCUCUCUCUUUGCUUCGUCAGAGUGGCCCAUCGUGGUGCAGCUCCACAUCAGGCUGCUCCUUCUCAUGCACGUGUCAAUCCGCAAGGGCCAAACGUUCCCGGUUCAGCCGCGGUGCAACGCCAGCCGUAUAUACCAAGCUGUUUACAACUACAAACCCCAGAAUUCAGAUGAGUUAGAGCUUAAAGAAGGAGACAUUGUGCAAGUGAUGGAAAAGUGCGAUGAUGGCUGGUUUGUAGGUACGUCAGAAAGGACUCGGGCUUUUGGAACUUUCCCUGGGAAUUACGUGACACCAGUUUGACAUUCACGCACUGCUUGUCCACAUUGGAUGGGAGCCUCACAAGCCCAGCUAACGCCUUAGUCCCGUUACCUGUCACACUUCCAAAUCUGGUUCAGUACGGCCUGCAUGUUCACUCUGCUUCCUCAGAGAGAAGCGAGGGAAACCUUGUCAUUUCUCUCCUCACCCUCCUGCAUGUGUGUGUUUUUUUCACAAAGACUUGAGGAGUGUUUUCACACACACUACUUGAAAGGAAAGAAUGUAAGCCAAUGUGACCAUUGCAGUUUCAAAUAAUGGACUUUUUUUUUGUUCCAUAACUAUUUGCAGCUGCAGGAAAUUUGAAUUCCUUCCCCCUGAAUAGCACUGUUCCCACUGAGGUGCUGAUUCAAGCCUGCAUUUAGCUUUUUGCCGCCCCAGUGCCAUCACAAACCACUGCUGCAAUUUGUGAGAGGAAUUUUGUAUGUUUUGUUGGAUUAUCAAUAUGUGAUCGUCAAAUAUUUUUCUCAGAUUUUCUUUCAGAUCUUUGAAUAAACCUGCGGCAGGUUUGAGGAAACAACACCCACCUCUGAACAUAGAGCACAAAACACAGUAAGAGCUCAGACCAGUUUAAAGCCCCUCACAUUUGUAUGCAGUAAUGUGAAAGGAACAUAUGCAUGUGCAAGUUUUUUUAGUGAGAUAUUCAUAGUUAGGCUGUUUUUGGGCCCCGUUAACAAUGUAAUUGUCUGCCAAAAGGUGAAAGAGAUACAUUCACAUCCUGUGUUGCAAUAGAACGUUUUAUGGUUAGAGAUCAAGUUUCAAAUCUCAGUCCAGCUUUGACUGUGCUGUUGAAUCUAGACAUUUCUGUAGAUGUUUAAAUAAUCAUUUGAAGUCACUGAAUUAAUGUUGUUUGUGCCAAAACUAAUCCAUUAAUGUCCAUCUUUAUUCAGCUGUCAACAAAAAAAAAAUACAAAAAAAUCCAAGCUCACUUUCUGUCUGCUGAGUUUGCUACUGCUGUUUUUCCAGUGUUUUGUCUGUUUAUGGUGUUAACAUUCUGCCUUUGAAAACAGUAUUCCGAAAAAUCAUAUAUACUUGUGCCACAGCUACUUUUGAUGAGUUUGUAAGACUUAACUAGAAGCCUUCAUCAUUGAGAUCUUUUGCAGUUUUAUGUGAAAAUGUCAUAAUUUCAUUGUAAAAAUGAACCUAAUUUAGCAGACACAAAAAGAGAUUGUACAGACUGUAACAGUUUAUAAAACUGAAAGUAUAAUAUAUUUGCUUAAAUAAACUGUAUUGCACAUGUAUGGUACUUUGUAUAAAAGAAUAUUAAACUUUACAGAGUG
Messenger RNA from Menidia menidia (Atlantic silverside), 3785 nucleotides. The record is from the annotation of a GenBank genome assembly. Lineage: Eukaryota; Metazoa; Chordata; Actinopteri; Atheriniformes; Atherinopsidae.